AUGGGCUCACCCGAACUGCCCGCUCGUUCUGCGGCGCCGAAAGAUCACACAAUCUCCUCGAAACGUACAAAGGUCGUCAAGAAGAAAGCUCCCACAGUCCGCAAGCCCAAACAACCUGGUCGCAGCGCCAAAGCCAACUCCAUCCAGUCUCCGCUUCUCAGUCUUCCGGCAGAAAUCCGCAACAAGAUCUGGCAGUAUGCUGUUGGCUAUCACCAAGUCGACAUCCAUGAUUACUCGUGCGUUCGAAGAUGGGAUAUCAGGCUCACGCAUGUCACGCACCCUCUGACCAAAGGCCCGAAUACUUCGUCCAGCUUUGUCCAACCCACUUUUGCGGUCCCCAAAGUAUGCCGUCAAAUGUACGUUGAGUCAUCGGCAAUGGUCUACAGCUUGAACAACUUCGGAUUCGAUAAUCUGGACACAUGUGACCGAUGGAUCCUGGGCCGCCCACUCGGCCAGAGACGUCUCAUCGUCUCAGUGGACAUGCCGUUCGGCUACUACAGCCUCUACAAGGACGGUUUCCGCAAACUCCUGCGACAGACAUUCCCGGGGAUUACGAAAGUUAACCUGCAUACCAAGAUGGCUGAGAUGAGCCAACGUAUCAUUACUAGCACUUGGUUUCACACAGUACCUACCAGGGAGCCUCUCAACGACACUAAGCAGAGGUUCGUUGACCAGGUUAAGAAGAAGGAGGGUGACGACAUUAAGGUCGACUGGUACAGUGGGGCCGCCAACUCUUUGGUCUACCUGCACUAUUGA
Alternaria infectoria is the source of this 756-nucleotide messenger RNA. RefSeq lists its product as uncharacterized. Lineage: Eukaryota; Fungi; Ascomycota; Dothideomycetes; Pleosporales; Pleosporaceae. The transcript has 2 exons. The coding region runs from base 1 to 756 and encodes 251 amino acids. The record is from RefSeq and is a predicted model, not a curated record.